Jaculus jaculus (lesser Egyptian jerboa) is the source of this 3473-nucleotide messenger RNA. It is a transcript of the gene Ccnyl1, whose product is annotated as cyclin Y like 1. Gene Ontology annotation, biological process: regulation of canonical Wnt signaling pathway; regulation of cyclin-dependent protein serine/threonine kinase activity. Gene Ontology annotation, molecular function: protein kinase binding; cyclin-dependent protein serine/threonine kinase activator activity. The coding region runs from base 1 to 1098 and encodes 365 amino acids. The record is from RefSeq and is a predicted model, not a curated record. Gene Ontology annotation, cellular component: plasma membrane. The transcript has 10 exons. NCBI's taxonomy places the organism in Eukaryota, Metazoa, Chordata, Mammalia, Rodentia, Dipodidae.
AUGGGGAACACGCUGACCUGUUGCGUGUCCCCCAAUGCCAGCCCCAAGCUGGGCCGGCGCUCGGGGUCGGCAGAGCCGGACUACCAGUCUGACACCUACGAAGCGGCGGCCGGGGACGCGGUGGCCGUAGCGCCGGCGCCAGCUGCCGCCGUGGAGCCCGCCGCCGACUUGGAUUUAGGAGCCGGCGAGGGUCACCACCUGCAGCACAUCAGCGAUCGGGAGAUGCCCGAAGAUUUAGCUUUGGAAUCUAACCCUUCCGACCAUCCAAGAGCAAGCACAAUUUUCCUCAGCAAAUCUCAAACAGAUGUGCGUGAAAAGAGGAAGAGCAACCAUUUAAACCAUGUAUCUCCAGGGCAGCUUACUAAAAAGUAUAGCUCAUGCUCAACAAUAUUUCUAGAUGACAGCACAGUCAGCCAGCCUAAUCUUAGAACCACAAUAAAAUGUGUGACCUUAGCAAUAUACUACCACAUAAAGAACAGAGACGCAAAUAGAUCCUUGGACAUUUUUGAUGAGAGAUCACAUCCACUCACAAGAGAGAAAGUUCCAGAGGAAUACUUUAAGCAUGACCCUGAGCACAAAUUUAUUUAUAGAUUUGUUCGUACUCUUUUUAGUGCUGCACAGUUAACAGCUGAAUGUGCAAUAGUAACUUUGGUUUACUUAGAAAGGCUUUUAACUUAUGCUGAGAUCGACAUUUGUCCCACUAACUGGAAAAGAAUAGUUUUGGGAGCCAUUCUUCUUGCCUCCAAGGUUUGGGAUGAUCAGGCUGUGUGGAAUGUGGACUACUGCCAGAUCCUCAAGGACAUAACCGUUGAGGACAUGAAUGAGAUGGAAAGGCAUUUCUUGGAGCUACUGCAGUUUAAUAUUAAUGUUCCUGCCAGUGUGUAUGCCAAAUACUACUUUGACCUUCGCUCCUUAGCGGAUGACAACAGCCUGAAUUUUCUGUUUGCUCCUCUCAGCAAAGAAAGAGCACAGAACCUAGAGGCCAUUUCAAGACUGUGUGAUGACAAAUACAAGGACUUGUGCAGAGCGGCUAUGCGGAGAUCUUUCAGCGCUGAUAAUUUCGUUGGUGUUCAGCGCUCCAAUGCCAUCCUCUCUUAGAAGAGACUAAUGAGGAAUGAUACUAACUAGAACUCCUCAUCUACAAUGACUGAAGAAAUGGCAACUCUUCUGCCCAGAAACCAGCAAAGUUAGACUGUAAAUUCAAGAUACUCGUAGAAAAUGACAGUUGCACUCCAUAGGAAAGAAUGGGACCUUGUCAAGGCAACAACACUUUUGUCCUUUUUAAUGUAAACAAUUUCAAAAACCACUCCAAAGCAAAGCUCCUGACUACACACAGAUAUUGCUUACUGUGUAGGCGAAUAGCUGUGAAAUAUGUGAGGUUUUUUUUAAUUAUUAAUAGUUCCAAGUUUUAGACUUUUGCUUUUGGAGACAGGGUCUCAUGUAGCCCAGGCUUGGCCUCAAACUUGUUGAGGCUGGCCUUGAACUCCUGACCUUCCUGCCUCUACCUCCCAAGUGCUGGGAUUACUACUCCUGGCUCAACAUUUUUAGUUGCUAAAGACACUAACUAUGUAACUUGCGUGUGCUUUUUUUUUUUUUAAUUUUACUUGCCCCUGCCCCAGAUUGCUGCACAUGCUUUAGAACUGAUGCAGUAUUACCAUUAAAGCACGAGGCUCUUUCCAUUUUCAUGGUGCUAGGAAUCAAACUGAGGACCUAGCAUGUGAUAGCUGAGCUUCUGACCACUGGGCUAUACCCCCUCAGCCUCAACAUGGGAUCCCUAAUACUCAUGAAACCACCUACGAGCAAUCUGUAGCAUUGUUAGGCUACAGUUCUUUAUACUGUAUCAUCAAGGCUGCUAGUCAAUAUUAGCAAUUGGAUUAAACCAAAACUGCUGCUGAACAACACUUGCCAUUCCCAUUCCGCGCAGGCACUGCUUGCUGGCGUCAUGGCAUGUCUGCAGAAGGUAUCGGUUGCUGAGCACUUCUGUUAGGCCCAUGCUGCAUUUUUUGUGAACUAUUAAUGGUGCUUCUCAUUUUCUCAUAAUUUUCCUCUGACCUGUUAAACAAGUGUGUUAAAAGAUACUUUCAUAAUGCCAACCAACAUAGUGGUCCAGUGAUAAGCAGAUAGCAAAAUGUAAGGUAUCCCUCAAACUAAGGCAGCUCUAAGCUUUGCCUACAGACCGUGCUGGGGCUCUCCGGGUACUGCAGCAGAAUUACAAAUGUUGCAAACUUUGGCAAAACAUCAUUGAAAAGUUUUAAUUUUAGCCAGGCAUGGUGGUGCAUGUCUUUAAUUCCAGCACUUGGCAGGCAGAGGUAGGAGGAUUGCCACGAGUUUGAGGCCACCCUGAGACUACAUAGUGAAUUCCAGGUCAGACCGGACUAGAGUAAGACCCUACCUCAGGGGUGGGGGAGGAGUUAAUUUUGUAAAUUUGCAAUAUUAAGCUUCUAAUUUUAAUAUUUUUGUUCUAGUCCUAUUUGAAAUUGCGAACAUUGAAACAAAUUAAAAUUAAAGGCUUGUUCCAAAUUUGCAAAAUUGUUUAAAAAAUUUGACUUUUAAAUGAUUUUUUUUGUAUGUUUGUAGCAUUUAUACUUCUAUAGGAAUCAGAGCUUAAAAUUGCAUUGAGAUUUGGGGAUACCUUGUAUCUCCAUGGAAGUGUGGCUUCUUUUUCAAGUAGUCUUGGCUGGGCUGGACUCUGCCUGCUUUGGUCAUCUACAUUUCUUUACAUUUGGUAAAGGAAGAUUAUGAAGAGCAGUGUUGAUUCAUGUAUGAUAAAUGAAAUUGGAUCCUCAUAACAGCAGGUAAAAUGAAGGCUUUGAAAAAUCUACCUUGUGUUAGUCUGGCUGUAGGUGUCCCAUUUCAAGUUUGGCUGCACAAGAGGCAACUUAAAUGUACCUCAGGAACCCUUGCUUCAGGCUUUAGAAGACAGGGAGUAAAUCAUUAGGCAAUUGACAACAAUGACAGCUAAAUUUGAUUGGGGGGUGGUGGUGCUGACUCAAGGUCUGAGUGGCCCUGGCUGGCCUGGAAAUAACUCCUGGACCAUCUAGCUUCUGCUUCCCAACCAAGUGCUGGAAGUACAGGUCUAUACCAUCGUGCCAGGUUUAUGCACUGCUGGGGGUUAUUAAAGCCAAGGUUUCCACAUCCUAGCCCCUUAGUCUGGAAUCUCAAAAGAUUUGUGUUUAGAGGUGUGGAAAGUUUUACUUGUCCAAUGUAAUCUUGGGAUUAGCAUCUGUGAACAGAACCUUUGUGGGCUCUGCAGUGCUGCUGGCUUCUUCGUCUUAAGGACAAACCGUGGUAAGGAAGGAAGUAUGAAAUACUACAAUCUACCACCUCAAAAGAACGUUGUUUAUGGAGUUCCGAGUUUGGAGAUUCAAGUAUUGAUUGCAAUUUUAUUUUGAAAAGAAUACUAAAACUUAUGUGGUUUUUCUUUCUCAUGUUUAUAUUAAAAGAAAAGCUAAUAAAUUCUAUUUUAAUUAAGA